AUGAGCGCCUCCGGCUCCCAAACUGCAGGCGCCUACAACGUAGACGGCGUUCCUCAUUUUCCUGAGCCGGUCCCAGCAGAUCGCGUGCCUCAAGUCAUUGCAGCAGCAGAGUCUGUACCCGUUCCUUGUCUAGUGCUCCCUCUUUCAAUGAAUGCCAUCGAAACCCCCUCGUCGGGGGGCCCCGGGGGGGGCCCCACAACAGGGGGCCCCCGUCCCUUCGGCCGUCAUUUUGCGGGCGGCAUAUUUCCUAACUUGACGAAUAUUACAAAGCCUCCAGCCUUUUCGUAUUCGUUUCGAAACGCAGAAAUGAACGUCCGGUUUUAUGGGGGUGGUCAAGAGGGGGAAGAGAAGGACGAAAACUCUGAGAGCGACGAAGAGCAAGGGGAGCAGUCUAGCAAAUGCGUCUCUGCCUCUAAAGACUUCCUAUCUGCUGUAUUUCCCAAUACAUAUCCCCUCUUUUGGCUGGCCCUGCCCUUCGCAGUCUGUGCAGUGCUGGCCGCCGCCUCCUUCGGCAAUAACACCCACGCAGAAGAAGAAGGCCUUGUGGUGUUUGCGAGAGAAAAUCGAUUCAACGCAGCAGCCAACGACCCCGACACCCAAACCACAUUUGUGAAGCACAUGAGCACAAGGGAUCUGACAUUUCAAGGCGUUGUCGUCCUCAUCUUUAUAUCUCUCAUCAACACAGCGGCCUGGCUGGGGUGUAUGUUGGCGAGGGCUGUCUUUUUGACUAUAAUUGUGAAUAUUGGCCUCUACCAAAAGCAAAGCGUCUCCUCCUUGUUGACGACUGUCGACCCCGAGUUGGUGUAUUUCCUCUGGAGUGUUGGCAUGUACAUCUUCUGGCAAAAGAACGUACGACCAGCUAAAUGCCAGGGGGCCCUCAGCCUUGUAAUUAUCCUUCUCGCAGCCCGGCGGCUCGUGCAAAGCGUUAUGAUUUUUUACUUCGAGUUGGGGUUUAUGGCCAGCAUGAGUGGCCAAGUCGUCAAAUACCUCACCAAAUACGCAGCGCUAAGAAAACUCAAUACCAAAUGGGCUGCCUACCACCUGUGUAGGGACACAAUAUCUCAAGCUUCGUGCGACGGCACGAGCCAAGACGACGAAGACAGAAUGGACGGUGCGGGCGGCCUCAGAUGUCCAGAGUUGAGGAGAGGGAGAAGCACCAUCUCUGUCACGUCCAGGGCUUCGCGGUUCUCACGGCAUCCGUCUUUGAGAGUUCCCACUCGGGCCCUUCCUUCUCUUGUUCUCGACAAGCCGGAGCUUCCACCCCCUCCGUGCUCAGCUGAAGUGGGGAAGGCAAACAUCAGCAGGUGCAAGCAUAUUGGCCUGCCGAGUCAGCUGACACGGUCCUCCAUAGAACGCUGUAAGCAUAGCCGCAUCCACCACUGGCUGCUGCUUCAGUAUGUCGCCGUCUUCCCGCCUGCCGUCUUCCUGCAGGGACAGCGCAUUGAGCUGGACUCGAAGGCGAAGGCUCGUGAGGUCUCCGAGCGUCUCUUCUACGCCCUCGCGAAGGACGCUUCAGAAUUAGCAGCAACAGAACAGCAGGUCUGUAGAGACUCUCCCUCCAGCCUCAAGCCCAAGGGAGCACCUUUCCUUAAUGAGUUUCCUCCGAGCCAUAGACAACAACAAAAUGAACAAGAAAGGUCAGUCACGUGGCUGGGCAGCCCAGAGCUUCAGAAAGUCGUUACUAUUGACCCCACAGAGGAGGUCAGUCGACCCACAGCAACGGCAGCAGCUGCAGCAGCAAGAACCGCUGUUACAUCAACUGUUGCAACAAAUUCUGCAGCAGCAACAGCGGCAACUGCAACUCCGCAAGGGGCGACAAACUCUGCAGGAGCCUCUGCACCGCUGCCCAACAACAGCACUGCCUCAACAGAUCCAGCUGGGGAGGGGGAGUGCAACACCAGGGUCAAUUCAUCUUCUCCCCCUUCUGUCUCCUUGCAAGCCUCCUUGCAUGGAGACUCAUCGUCUGAAGGCGAAGGGCUUUGUCCCCAAAGCGAGGCCUCUGCUUCCGUCUCUGAGGCUGCCUCCGUCGGCUCCGCGCACAACGACAGACUUAGGCGCUCGGGCAAGCGAAUUGCCGAGAUUCUCGGCUCCUCUGCUGCUUCUUCUGCUGCUCCUGCUUCACUUGCUGCUCCUGCGGGGAGCAAUGGCAGCAGCAGCAGAAUACGCGGCAGCCGCAAAAGCCCCGUCCCUGAGUGUACAGAACAAGCGGAAGGAGCACAGGGAGAUACGACAGCUAAUCGCAGUGCAGAGGUUUCCGACACCAGGGUAGCCAAUGUUGAGGCUGCACGGCGACUGAACACACAGCACAUUUCAACCUUGACAUCAUUUAAUAUUGCAAUCAGGGCUCCUUCGCUAGACAGGGAGAACAGUGAAAGUCCUCAGGCGAGUGAUUUGGGCCGCACGUUCGAGGAAGACACGCAGCAAGGUGUCCCGCUUCCCCCGGAGAGUACAGGUGCUGCAGAAGCUUCCACGAGGCCCAUUGCACGCUUCGCCUCCGGGCAACUCGCCCAGUGCCCACAGGACUUAGGUGCAUCUGCAUCUGCCUCCCUCGGCUCACGCGAUCGAGAAAGAAGACGCACGGUGGACAAAAAGCCCAAGGAAGACGUUGAGAUGGCUUCCCGUGCACCGAUAUCACAGCCGCCAGUGCAGACUGCAGCCCACAGAGUCAACAGCGCAACAGCAGUUGAAGGUGAUUCGGGCGUCAACGAGUUAUGGAGAAUGUCCUGUCCUUCGGCGCCUCCCCACCAGCGAAGCUUUAGUCUAGAAAGUGGGCCUUCGUUUAGUUCUUCCUCUCCAGAUGAAGAUUCGAUGAAAGAAGACAGAUGCACAGAGACAAGGCAACCAAGCAAAGGGGAUUCGGAGGCAGGGGGACCACAAGACGACAGGCCGAAAGUGACUUCAGAGAUUCUGGGAGCUGUAAACACCACCAGUUCUUCUUUCUUUGACGACUACUCUGUCAGCUGCUUCUUCUCGAAGACCUCCCCCAGCGCCUCCGACUUUCAUUUCGCAGCGGCAUCAACCUGCAGCGGAGAUCGAGCUGGGCAUACGGGGGCCUCCCGGCGUCUCCUCGACCCCAGCAGUGCUGGAGAAGAGGAGUAUUUCCCUGUUAGAAGGAGACGCCGCUCCGUCAAGCGAAAUGUGCCCGAGUACUUCACCAGGUCAUUCGUUGAAAUGUUCCUCAAAGAAGACGAAGUCGAGGAGUUCAUGAAGCUCGUUGACCUAGCAGGGCAUGGAAAGAUAAACCAGCCAAUGUUUAAGAGGGCUGUCGUCUCCAUCUACAAAAUGCGAAAAGCCCUCCUUAAAUCCCUCACGAGUCAGGCGAGCAUUUGCAAAACAGUGAGGCGGAUGAUUUCAGUGGUCUUGUGGGUGGCAACCCUUGUUGCGAUGUUGUUGGUAUUUGGCGUCAACCUGAACACCGUCCUGGUCUCCGGCGCCGCUUCUAUUUCCGCCCUGGUCGUCGCGCUCAGCUACAUUUAUCAGAACUUCAUUACUGCUGUAAUUUUUGUGGCGUUCACGAACCCGUACAAUGUCGGCGACAGGGUGCGCAUAGACAACGGAGAGGCUAUGUACGUCCGCAAUAUCCACACCUACACCACCGAGUUCGUCACGAUCCAUUCAAAACCGAUAGUGUAUAGCAACAGCGUGCUGUUUGGUCGACAGUUGACGAACGAGUCUCGAGCUACAAACGCCACGUUCUCAAUGCCGAUGCGCCUCGACAUCCGCACGCAGCUCCAGUCCCUGCGCUUCUUAGAGGCGGGGAUGCGCAGGGCCAUCGCUGCCCGACCCAUGGAUUUUGUUAAGGACUCCUUCAGCAUCUACAUCACAGAUGUGCAACCAGGACGAUGGAUGGAUAUAACUGUUUGGCUCAGCGCAGUUGAAGGGUGGGGUAACGCUCCCAAAGUGUUGCGGCUGCGAACGGACAUGUAUCUCGUCCUGCAGCGCCUGUGCCUCCGCUUCGGAAUAUCUUACCAAGAACCGCUUCUGCCUGUACAACUCAACGCCUCUCCGCCUGCAACAGCAUCUGCUGCUGCAACUGCGAUCUCCAAUACUCCGGCACAGCAAACAGUGGCACCGCUUCACCACUUUCACUCGUCAACAUCUCACGGGGCAGCGGCAGAAGAUGCGUAUGGAGCUUUUCUAAAUUCGGAGAGCUGGGAGCAGUUCGAUGGCCACUACAGAGAUAUCCCCCAACGCAAAAGCGGCAUGCCGCUACAGGACCUAAGGUGCGAGCCUUCUGAAUUCGGCGAACUGGUACCCCCAGGUCCUUUCCCUGGUGCAUCUCGGGGGGUUUCAGGAGGGCAAGUGAAGCGGAGGCGCCCAAAUUCAGCCCACAAUACCAGCCCAGUUAGCUGCAGCAAAGCGUCAACCACAACCUGCAAUAGCUGGCGCCAAGAGGAGAAAUACGGCACACGUUGGAGGUUUGAGGAGACCUCGAGGUGCCAUCAUGGGUUUCACAAAGCAGGUCAUGUGUUUGCAUCUACUUCAAGCAUGGCUUCUGCAAGAUACAUUGCGCCUUCGAACUGUAAGGACACAGAGACAGAGACAGAGACAGAGAUGGAGACAGAAAUAGAGAGAAGGCAAUAUUCCUGGGCUGCAGAUGAACCGCUACAAAGCUGUCUCAACGGUCACUCCUGCGUCGCUUUCCCACCUGUUAAGGAGGGGGCGGCGGCUGAGGGUUGGCAGCCACACCCAAUGCCACCAUAUUUACCGAAACAGGUGAACACAGCUGUACAGGGAAAUGCACUGCCGAGAAGACGACGCCGCGUGUCAAUGCUGCAAGAAGGCCUCGCAGCGUCGCGUUAA
This is a messenger RNA of Eimeria acervulina, 4803 nucleotides long. RefSeq lists its product as hypothetical. The record is from RefSeq and is a predicted model, not a curated record. Lineage: Eukaryota; Apicomplexa; Conoidasida; Eucoccidiorida; Eimeriidae. Gene Ontology annotation, biological process: monoatomic anion transport; transmembrane transport. Bases 1 to 4803 code for a protein of 1600 amino acids. The transcript is spliced from 17 exons. Gene Ontology annotation, molecular function: mechanosensitive monoatomic ion channel activity; calcium ion binding. Gene Ontology annotation, cellular component: plasma membrane.